This is a messenger RNA of Alosa sapidissima (American shad), 4679 nucleotides long. It is a transcript of the gene mgll, whose product is annotated as monoglyceride lipase. Gene Ontology annotation, cellular component: membrane. The transcript has 8 exons. Gene Ontology annotation, molecular function: lipase activity. Lineage: Eukaryota; Metazoa; Chordata; Actinopteri; Clupeiformes; Clupeidae. The record is from RefSeq and is a predicted model, not a curated record. Bases 215 to 1114 code for a protein of 299 amino acids.
ACUUCAGUCUCCACCCAGCAGUUUGAAUCGUAGCAUCAGAGGGGAAGCACGCUGCCCUAAUGUGUGAGAACGCCACGAGCGAGCGCUAGUCCUACCACCGCUCGCCCCGAUACCGGAGAGCUGAAUUGGUUUCAUUUCUCUUCCUUAUCACUGCCAAGGCUAGGCCUGAUUUGUCACAUUUCAUAAAACACUAGAAACGUUGAAUAGCCCUGCCAUGCCAGAGCCAGGGACGCCGCGACGGAGUCCGCAAGGUAUCCCCUACGACGACCUGCCGCACAUAAUCAACGCGGACGGACAGCAUUUAUUCUGUCGCUACUGGGAGCCGGAAGUCCCUCCAAGGGCGCUAGUGUUCGUGGCACAUGGAGCUGGAGAGCAUUGUGGGGCCUACAAUGACGUGGCCCAGUCACUCACCAAACAUUCGCUGCUGCUGUUCGCUCAUGACCACGUGGGUCACGGUCAGAGCGAGGGAGAGCGGAUGAAUAUUAAAGAUUUUCAGAUUUUCAUCAGAGACUCUCUGCAACACAUCAGCAUCAUGAGAGAGCGCCAUCCCAACCUGCCCGUCUUCAUCAUAGGCCACUCUAUGGGUGGGGCUAUCUCUAUUCUCACCGCAUGUGAGAGGCCACAGGACUUUGCCGGCGUUGUCCUCAUUGCCCCUAUGGUGCAGAUGAACCCAGAGUCCGCCACUCCUUUUAGGGUGUUUUUGGCUAAACUGCUGAGUCACAUGAUGCCCAAUCUCUCUUUAGGCACCAUUCAGUCCAAAUGGGUCUCCAGAGACCCCAAACAGGUGGCGGCCUACGACGCUGAUGAGUUGAAUUACCAUGGUGGGUUGAAAGUCUCCUUUGGUAUGCAGCUCAUGGAGGCAGCUAAUCGCAUUCAGCGCCUUAUUCCUGACAUCACUUGGCCCUUUCUUCUUCUCCAUGGUGAUGUUGACAAACUGUGUGACAUCAGUGGCUCCCAGUUAAUGUACGACCAGGCCAAGAGCUCUGACAAGACACUGAAGAUAUAUGAGGGAGCAUACCAUGCUCUCCACCACGACCUCCCAGACAUCGCUGAGGCCACUCUCAAGGAGCUCACUGCCUGGAUCUUGGAGCGUCUGCCUGCUCCCUCAGUGUAGUCAAUACUGUUCUAUUCAGCUUGCAGUGCUGCUUAGUGGUCCAACACACACACACACACACACACACACACACACACACACACACACACACACACACACACACACUUUCUACUGAACUGAAGGUCAGCUGAUCAUUCAGAACAUAUGUGAGCAUGAACUUUCACCAAUUGUAUGUGUGAAGGCCUAUCUUCUCGCCAUGAGGUAAAGAAUUUGAGUAAGUGUGUGCGUGUGUGUGUGUGUGUGUGUGUGUGUGUCUGUGUGUGUGUGUGUGUGUGUGUGUGUGUGUGUGUGUGUGAGUAUGUAUCUCAGAUGUGCUUCAAAGAGCAUGUUGCCGUGGUAAUUGGUGAAGUGACCAUAAUGAGCUAAGUCCUCUGGAACAGCGCUCCAUUGUGUGUUGCCGCGGUAACUGCUGCCUUUUGUCCUUUGAGGUGGUGCUCUCUCUCUAUCUAUCUGCUCUGCGUACGGUACUGCAUGCUCUGUAGUACUGCUGCCCCUAGAGUGCAGAGGCAGUACUGCAUGCAACCCAGCCAGUUGCCACAGCAACUACAGUAUAGAAACAGAAUGGGUUAUAUUACCUGUCACUCAGAGAUAGAGCAGCAGUUGCCUGGCUUGUAGGCUUUAUACAUACAGUAAACACACCCAUUCUCUUAUGAAAAAAAUAUAUGAAGAUGCAUGCUUAUGUACUAGCAAAAUAGGAUCACUCACACAUGAAACAUGUACACAAACAAUUAAGCAUGCACACAAUCAGCAGCUAUAAUAUGUCAGAUAAAUUCGCUGAGCACUCUGGAGCACAGAGGAUAUGACUGUUUGGUGCUCAGUUAUUACUGACUCUGACACAUGACUGUUUCCCAAGACUGUGAACUAUUCUAUUCACAUCACCAGCUGAGAGGUGCAGACUGUUGGUGAUUGUGGUGGUGGGGAGAUAGUGUGUGUGGGGGGGACUUCUCUGAAGAAUGUGGAUAUACAGGGAAAGUUUAAAUUUAAACAAACCUGCUUUUUAACUGCCUGAAGUGCGAAUGACCAGGAAAACAGUAUCAUAUGACAGCAAUAGAUUUAAACCUUACAGUCAGGGUCAAAAUGGCCAGGGGAGAGGCUUUGAAAUUCAGGAAUCAGAUGACCCUGAGGGGUCUAUCAUCUACACCAGCUCAAAUCCAGCACCAUACAGCCCAGACACACACACACUCACACACAUACACACGCACAUACACAAGACUCAUGUGAAAGGGGGUAAUUUACUCCUCCCAGUCAGUCUAAAGGAUGUGUGAUGGCUUUUAUACUCCUUUGGCAUUUAUUUUCCUCUGACAAGAAAAUAAUUCCUUGUUGAAAUGCCAGUUGUGACAUUUAUAUCCUGACUUUGGCAUCAAUAUCAUGUGGUAUUACAUUUUAUGUAUAGCAUGAUAAAAUAAUCAUUAUUGAAGUAUACGUAUAUUGAGAUUUUUGCACAAAAGAAAUGUAAAUAUAGACUACUCAUGAAGAAAGAGUAAACUAGGGGACAAAAUGCUUUAAUCACUGAGAAACAGUAUAAUGGAAAAGUUCUGUGAUGUUAAUAUGAACUGAAUUGUGCUGUUUCUGUCCCUGCUGCCCGCUGUUCCCUUACUCCCUCAGCUCAUGUUCAUAUUCAUCCUCCCUGUGAAUAUUCAUGGGCUUUGGCUAAUGUCUGAAAAUGUCAUUGCUAAAAUCAUGUUUCCAAAAGCACUUUGGACACAGCUUAUUGAAAUGGCAUGGUCCUGAGGAUAACUAAGGGCUGCAAGGGUGAUGGCCAAACAUUCCUGAGAGACAUAAUAGCAACGACUAUACAGUAGAUGUUGUCCCACUUUUUAUUUAGGGCUUCAUUGGUUUCACCGUACACAUGACUUUACACCAGUGACUUCUCAGUUCAUGUUUCUACACCCAUGGUGCACUUUAGCUUUAAUGGCAGGCUGAUUGUAUACAUCACUAAGCUCUAUUGAAACCUUACUAUAUUGUGAUUGUAUAACCUAUCCUGCUGAUGUCUUCAUGAUGUGCAUGAGUCCUGUCUUACUAAUCAUUAACCCUCUGCACAGGCCUCACUCUCCCAACUAUAUCUGCCAUGUGUUUCUUGAAUGACUUGGACUGUCAGAAGGAAAAUAAUAGACUGUGUCAGUAGGUCAAAUGUCAGUUGGACCUGUCAGUUGUCAAAUGUUAGUCAACUGUUUUUCAAAUUUGUGAAUAUACGUUGGUCUCUAUCUGUGGCUCCAUUUUGAAAGACAAUGUGUGUGUCUAUGUUACAAUGGAGAUGUCAGGAUUGUUGUAUUUUUCUGUUGAUGCAUCAUAUGGAAAUGUAAACUUGCAAUCUGAAUAAUAGUUUAGAAAGUUUUAGACCUAGGGCACAUUUGAUUGAGAGGACACAUUUAUUAAAUUAUCGAUAGAGUUUGGGGUGUAUUAUAGGUCUUGGGGAGUAUUGAGAUGUGUAAGAUGUGGAUGAUGCACCGGGUGGAGCCAGGACUGAAUUAGCCUUAGCUCCUGCAGCAGUUUCUGACACAGUCAGAAAAGUUAAUUACUGGGAAUGGCCUUGUCUGGAUAUACACAUUAACAAUUCCACAGAACACAUACAGGCAUAGCUGCCACAAUCCUGUUGCAUCUGUGCAACUGAAAAGCCGAUUUGUGGAUUUAAGGAAAACAAUGUAGCCUAGUUUUUUUCCAAGACGUUUUGCACUCUUUUAAUAAGGGUUAGGGUAAUACCAACCUUGACAUUUUAAAGUGGGGCCAUGGCUGACUCACCGCAGUACAUUGAGAAUUUGCAAUGGGGCAUUUGUCUAUACAUGGACACUGUGUUAAACCAGCAGAAUGUGGCGAUUUUAAUCACAAGGGUUAUUCUUUACAAUCAAAAGUUGCUCUUCAGAGUUCUUAUUUGAGUCAGGGCCCAUGCAAUCUAUGAAGGAGAUUAUUCAGAGGUCAUAAACACUAGUCCUCUUACUGUCUUGCUCCCUUGGCCAGUAGAGAUAAAGGUCCGAGGAUCUUGAUGUGAAUUGUGGUGUUAUCUUAAAUGGUGGGACCAAAUCCACCAUUUACAUUAAGGCAGUCCUGUGUAUAUGGCAGAGUACUGUUUUAAUAGCUCAAUAGUUUGUUUGCAAUUCAUAUUAUCCCUGAUAAUGGUGUUUUUUGUUUUGUAUUUUAAUAUUUACAUAUUAUGGACUGAUGUAAGUUACAUCAGUUUUGCAGAAGUCGGCAUAUUUGUGUUUUGCUUUAGUCACUGAUAAAUUAUUAUUAUAACGACACUGCUUAAUGUGACUUAAAAGAUGGGAUAGAUACUUUAUCUAGGCCUAAUUUAUCUACCACUUCCUACAAAUUAUCUGACACCUGGAUUAAAAGGAGGCUACUCUCAAUGUGCAAUCUGAUAUCAGUUUUAUAUUUACAUCAAUAAAGGCAUGUGAUCCCAGACUUUUGACUUGUAGUUUAACCUAUGCAUGUAUGUGCAAUGUUACAUUUCCAAUAUUGGAGCGGCAUUAGAGUGCUUAAUGAAUGAAUUAAUUGUAGUAGCCUAAUUGUGCAUUUGAUGGAUUGUAAACGGCAAACAUGAAUUUCUAAUAAAUUGACUGUUAACCCA